This is a messenger RNA of Vicia villosa (hairy vetch), 1902 nucleotides long. RefSeq names its product protein DETOXIFICATION 51-like. The transcript has a single exon. The record is from RefSeq and is a predicted model, not a curated record. Gene Ontology annotation, molecular function: xenobiotic transmembrane transporter activity; antiporter activity. The coding region runs from base 279 to 1709 and encodes 476 amino acids. Gene Ontology annotation, biological process: xenobiotic detoxification by transmembrane export across the plasma membrane. Gene Ontology annotation, cellular component: membrane. NCBI's taxonomy places the organism in Eukaryota, Viridiplantae, Streptophyta, Magnoliopsida, Fabales, Fabaceae.
ACAACACAACCCAUCCUCAUCUCAACCAUUCUCUCACUCCUUCCUCCAUCCCAUCAACUCACAGAGUGCUCUUCACGAGAGUAUCUCUUUCUCCCCCACUUCCAUUUUUACACACACUAUACAAUACAAUACACAUAGCAAAAAAACAAUCACACUACACUUUCAUUCAUUCAACACACUCUCAUUCUUCUCUUCAGUCCUGUCGCUUCGAUUCGUAACAGAAAAACCUCGAAUACAACGAGGUGUGCAAAACUAUAAAAGAUCCAUUGAUUUCUGCAAUGGCAGAAUCCAAAAACGAAAGCAGAGAAAUGAUAAUCACCGAAACAAAAUCGCUUCUAUCCUUGGCGCUACCAACCGCACUAACAGCUCUGAUAUUCUACGCGCGUUCCAUCGUAUCAAUGAUGUUCCUCGGUAAACUCGGUGACGUGGAACUCGCAUCGGGUUCAUUAGCCAUAGCUUUCGCAAACAUAACCGGUUAUUCGGUUCUCUCCGGUUUAUCUUUAGGAAUGGAACCGCUUUGUUCUCAAGCUUUCGGUGCGAACCGUCCAAAGCUUCUAUCACUCACACUUCAACGCUGUAUACUUUUUCUCUUGCUUUGUUCUUUACCCAUUUCUUUUCUAUGGUUUGAAAUGUCUAGAAUCUUCCAUUUUUUACAACAAGAUGAUAAAAUCACCCGAAUGUCACAGACUUAUCUUCUUUUUCUUUUACCUGAUCUUGUAACUAAUUCUUUUUUACAACCAAUCAGAAUCUACCUUCGCGCUCAAUCCGUCACCUUCCCUGUUACUUUAGCGUCUCUGGUUGGAACUUUUUUACAUUUACCUUUCAAUUUUUUACUUUUUGAAAAAGGAGUUUCUGGAAUUGCUAUUGCUUCUGCUGCUUCGAAUUUUUCGGUUCUUAUUGUUUUGGUUGUUUACGUUUGGAUAAGUGGGGUCCACAUUGCCACGUGGAGUGCGCCGAGUUUGGAAUGUUUUUACGGCUGGGAGCCGUUGAUUAAGCUAGCCGCGCCGAGCUGUGUUUCUGUUUGUUUGGAAUGGUGGUGGUAUGAGAUUGUUAUUGUCUUGUGUGGGUUUCUUGUGGAUCCCACUGCCACCGUGGCGUCUAUGGGGAUAUUAAUUCAAACGACGUCGUUGAUUUACGUUUUUCCUUCGUCUCUUGGACUUGCUGUUUCGACGCGUGUUGGAAAUGCGCUUGGGGCGAACCGUCCGCGUAAUGCGAGGGUUUCGGCUGUGAUCGCGGUGUUUUUUGCGGCGGUUAUAGGGUUUACUGCGGUUGUUUUUGCGAUGAUGAUGAGACGGAGAUGGGGGAAGAUAUUCACUAGUGAUGAAGAGAUUCUACAGUUGACCGCGGCGGCGUUGCCGAUUUUAGGUUUGUGCGAGCUUGGAAACUGUCCGCAGACGGUUGGUUGUGGUGUCGUGAGGGGGACAGCGCGGCCGAAAGUGGCGGCGAAUGUGAAUUUGAGCGCUUUUUAUAUGGUGGGAAUGCCUGUGGCGGUUGGACUUGCUUUUUGGUUUGGUUUUGGGUUUUGUGGGCUUUGGUUGGGCCUUUUGUCGGCCCAAGUAUGUUGUGCGGGCCUUAUGUUGUAUAUUGUUGGGACAACUGAUUGGGAACAGCAGGCUCGUCGGGCUCAGUUAUUAACAUUGUUUGAUGAAGUGGGGAAUAAAUCAGAUGGUCAGAAAGAACCAUUAAUUAAUAGUUUGGAAAAUGCUUGAUGUUGAUUUGAUUUAAUGGUGUUAUAUUUUUCAUUUUUUCUAAUUUCGUUUUUACAUUGAAAGAUAAAUGUAAAUUACCAUUAUAUUUUUUCACUUUUUUUUUUUUUAGUUAUAUGGGUCUAUAAGGGAUAUAUAUGUUGAGAUUGUGUUCUUUUUGACAUCUAUAUAUUCAAAGGAAUUUUUUUCAUUUUAA